AUGGAAGCACGUACCCAGGGCCGGCAGGUGGACCCAUACUCUGGCCCGUUGCUGGUGCUUCUCGGACCUGCUAUUGGUCAGACCGAUACCAUGUUCGGCAAGCAGAUUCAGAAGCGUCAGCUUGAAGUUCCAGAGUAUGCCGCUAGUUUUGUAAACUACAAGGCUCUCAAAAAGCUGAUCAAGAAAUUGUCGGCUACGCCCACGCUGAGCGCACAACAUGACCCUCUCCGCUCCGCAAUAUCUAUAGACUCCCAGGCUGCCCUUCAGGCCAACAAGGCCACAUUUUUUUUCCAAUUGGAACGAGAGCUCGAAAAGGUCAACGCCUUUUACCUACAAAAGGAGGCAGAGCUCAAGGUGCGACUGAAGACUCUUCUCGACAAGAAGAAGGUGUUGCAGUCUCGCAAUGGUGUUUCCAGACGUUCGGCCAAGUUCACAACUCUCGAAGAGGGCUUCCAACAGUUUGCCAGCGACUUGAACAAGCUGCAACAAUUUGUUGAGAUCAACGGGACUGCUUUCUCCAAGAUCCUCAAAAAGUGGGACAAGACGUCAAAGUCGAAAACCAAAGAACUCUACCUAUCCAGAGCAGUCGAGGUCCAGCCCUUCUUCAAUGCCACCGUCAUUAGCGAACUAUCCGACCAGGCCACUACUAGUCUCCAAGAGCUGGGGGCUUGGGCCGAGGGUGACAAUGUCAGCUUCGAGCCUCGUAGUGAUCAUAUCGUGAGCAGCCAGCAUCUACUCGGAACCGACGAAGGUGAUGCGGAUACACUACUCCUCGACACGGUCAUUUCAGGGAACCUCGAGGCUUUGAGGGAUCUCCUGAUUCGAAUGCGGACGGCUGCUAGCUCGUCCUCAGGCUCUGACAUCUCUCUGAUGGAGAGAGUGACUAGAACGUUCCUCGCUGCCAUUCACGAAGCGCCUAAAGAGACUCUACAGGCUCUCCUCGAUACGGGCUUGGUCGACAUACAGUCAGAGGACGACAUUAACGAACGAAAUUGCCUGCACCAAGCCGCCAUCUACGGGAACUCGUUUGUCCUUGAAUACGGCCUGGCAAAAGGUGUUGCUGUCAGUCGUACCGAUGUGUAUGGCAGAGUGCCGCUGCACUAUGCCAGUAUGCAUGGACGAUUGGACAUGCUCGACGCCCUGACUAGUGCGGAUACUUCAACGAUAGAUUUGAUCGACCAUGAUAACUUUACCCCUCUGGUACACUCAAUCAUUCACGGCCACCUUCAGUGCGUCGAACGACUGCUAGCAAAGUCCGCUCGAAUCGACCCUGUCUCUGACGCAGACCAUGUACCGUUGAACCUUGCCUGCGAGCAUGGUUCGUUGGCAAUCGUGGAAAUGCUCCUCCAGCAUGGAGCACAGAUCGUUCCCGACGCUGAAGGACUCUAUCCCCAACACCUUGUUGCUCGGUCAGGCCAAAGGCCAGAGCUUCUCCUUUUGCUCAAGAACUUUGGAGCAAAUCUCGAUCAGGUUGAUAAGUUGUACGGUUGGACGCCCCUGGUUCAUGCCGCGAGCGAAGGCAACGUUCCCUGCCUCCAAGGGUUACUGGACGUCGGAGCAGACCCCAACAUCGUCGACGAAAAGGACCUGCCAGCAAUGUAUUACGCUGUCUGGGAAGGCCACCUCGAAUGCAUGCAAUUGCUUGCACCGUACAACGCAAGAACGAAGGCGAGCCCCAUGAUCAUGCAGCCCGGAUUGGGACCAAUGAUGAGCAGCGGGCCCGACCCGAUGGCCCUUGACCCGGAUGCCAUCCCUGAACUUGAGCUGCCGCCGCCGAUCAUACCGUUGCGCCGGUACGGACACAACUUCCUGGACACCAAGACGGUCAUUCAGAUCAGUUUCGAGGAAAAUGGGGACCAACCCCUAGUGUUCUUCCACGACGGGAAGUACCCUGCCGCCCGACUCACCAUUUCAUCAAAGGUUUCGGAUCUCAUCCCGAAGAAUAUUAUGCUGCCUUUCCAAGAAGAUACCCGUAUUGUUUCCUUUCAAAUCGACAAUUUGGAGUCAUUUACACUCGAUUUCGACGUUUUCCCUACCUACGGCGCGAAGAUCAUUGCGAAGACGGUGGCCCUUCCCAAUACCUUCAAGGCGCUGCUUAGUAGCUCUGGGAAGUGCUGUCUCCCCCUGUUCGAUCCAAGGCUACGAGCAAUUGGCCAGAUCAGCUUCCACACUCAGGUCAUCAAGCCGUUCAACGGUAAGCCACUCGAGAUUACGGAUUUCGAAACGUACUGGAAGGCAACAAGCCAAUUCGACCGCAGUCCAAGCACAUUUGUGACUGGUUCGAGUUUGUCAGGUGACUUUGUCCAACUCUUCGUUCAGCACACCAGCGAUGGUGUACCUGUCUUGUGGCCGAGAUGGACGAUACCAUGUGGUGGAAUUGACCUGCCCAUCUCAAGAUUGACAAUGGAGCAGUUCAAUACGAUCACGUCAAAGAGCCCUAGCAGAGCCGAACUGGCAUCAUUACCAACAAGGCCUCUGGACGCAAUUGCGGACGUCCAUCGGGUUCUUGCGACAGCGGGUAUCCCUCUCAACGAGGCGCUGGCUCUGCUCCCGCAUGGCAUGCAUGUCAACAUCCAGAUUUUGUAUCCGUCACUGGACGAGGAAAGGUCACUGGGUCUGGGCCCGUCGUUGGACCUGAACACAUUCGUUGACUCUCUUCUCACUAAUGUGUUUGAUCACGCCCGCGCUCAGCGAGCUCAGUCGCUCGAGUCGGUCCGUUCUGUGGUGUUCAGUUCAUAUAACCCGAGCAUGUGCACAGCACUCAACUGGAAGCAGCCAAACUUCCCCGUGUUCCUGUGCAACGAUCUGGGACGGGAGGAUGUCAUGGCGCCGCCGGACAUCAUCCAGAGCCACGGCAGAAGAUCUGCAUCAAUCAAGGAGGUGGUUCGGGUUGCGCAAGGCAACAACUUUAUGGGCUUAAUUUGCUGCUCACGGCUUUUGGAGAUGGUCCCCGCCCUGGUGGACGCCAUCAAGUCACACGGUCUUGCACUGGUCACAGACAAGUCACUGGAUCCGUCGUCGACAAAUUCUCUGACAGAUCCGUUCCCGCGACUGCCAAAGGGAGUGGACGGUGUCCUGAAAAGCCACGGUGUCUUGCGCUUCAACGAAUCCAUAGAUGUGUAG
Messenger RNA from Colletotrichum abscissum, 3123 nucleotides. RefSeq names its product ankyrin repeat protein nuc-2. Lineage: Eukaryota; Fungi; Ascomycota; Sordariomycetes; Glomerellales; Glomerellaceae. Gene Ontology annotation, molecular function: aspartic-type endopeptidase activity; glycerophosphocholine phosphodiesterase activity; protein binding. Bases 1 to 3123 code for a protein of 1040 amino acids. The transcript is spliced from 7 exons. The record is from RefSeq and is a predicted model, not a curated record. Gene Ontology annotation, biological process: glycerophospholipid catabolic process; proteolysis.